ACAACCGGGCAGCAGCUUCCGGUUUCCCCGCCUACAGCUGUCGGUUGUUUGCAAACAGAAGCUUACCGUCCAUCGUGUCCAUGGCCCCUCUUGCGUCCUCUGCGGUCCUUUAGCUCCACCACGAUGGGGGAAAACGACGGCAGCGAAAUCAUAGAGCACCACGUCGAGGAGGAGAUGGAGAAGAAAUGCACGCGGAGCCACGCAGCUUCCUCCUCGUUCCUGGAGAGCGUCACUCCGUCCGACAGAGAGGGCCACAGCGGCACCCAGUCCUCCCACAGACUGCUGGCCUACAGUGAUGCUCUCAUCUCCAUCAUCGCCACCGUCAUGAUAUUGCCUGUAGCCCAUACAAAGAUGGAAAAUAAUGAGGAGUUGAGGGAGAGUGUUCAGCUUCUGCUGACAACAAAGAUAGCCGUUUACUUAAUGACAUUCCUUAUUGUGACUGUUGCAUGGGCUGCACAUAUCAGGUUGUUUCAAGUAAUUGUACGCAUUGAUGAUUGCCUUGCACUGCUGAACCUCGCCUGCAUGAUGCUGAUAACCUUUCUACCGUACACAUUCUCUCUGAUGGCGACUUUCCCCGAGCACAUCCUCGGCAUUUUACUCUUUUGUGGUUGUGUGAUGGUGAUGGGCGUCAUUCAGUCGGUGAUUGUGUUGUACGCCUUCAGCCGUCCCUUCCUGCUUAACGAGCAGAUCCAGAUCUCCGAGAACCAAACCUACUACAAACACCACAUCCUCAAAGUCAUCAUGCGGGUUCCCCUCAUGUGCUUUUUCGCCAGCAUCUUCUCCUUCAUCUUCUUCCAGCUGUCUUACGUGCUGUUGGCGGUCGUCAUCUUCCUGCCGUACAUCUCCCAGUCUUUGAAGUGGUGUCGCAGCAAAGCAAUCGGUCAGGUGGAGGAGACUCCAGACUCCAUGUUGUUUUACACCUACCUGCCUAACGAGCCCCUCAGCAAGGACCGGGUGGAGGCUUUCAGCGACGGAGUUUAUGCCAUCGUAGCGACGCUUCUCAUCCUGGACAUAUGCGAGGACAACGUUCCAGACCCGACCGUUGUGCAGAAGCAGUUUGGUGGGAGCCUGAUAGCAGCUCUACAGGUCUACGGCCCAGAGUACCUCGCCUACUUUGGUUCCUUCGCCACCGUCGGCCUUCUCUGGUUUGUGCACCACUCGCUCUUCCUCCACGUCACCAAGACGACGCGCUUUAUGGGCCUGCUGAACACCUUCUCACUGGCGUUUGUCGGAGGUUUGCCUUUAGCCUACCAGCUAACACAUGAAUUCCCGCGCAACUCUCGCAAUGAACUCGAAGCCAUUCAGAUCAGCUGUGUGAUCAUCUUCUUCGCUGGUAUAUUUCAGCUCGCUAUUUGGGUGGUCGCUCUUUACAAUGAACAGGAAACCCUGCACCCUUAUGUGCGAUAUGGCGGACGCGAGCACAUAUUCAUGCUAGCUAAGCUGUCUCUGUACCCCUGCGUAGCUCUAGGGACGUUUUUCCUAACUUGUAUUUUGAGUAAAUUCAGCGCCUCAAUUUUCCACCUGAUGGAGAUUACGGUGCCUUUUGCUUUCCUCGUGUUGAGGCUGUUGGUGCGUGUAGGGCUAGCAUUGCUACGGCUAGUUUUCUGUCCUGAUAGGCCUGACCACAGGGUUAUUGUAGAGGAGGGAGAUGACGAGACUAGAGUGCCAUUCAACGCUUUAGUCACCUAGCUAGCUUGAAGGAAACUGGCCACAGAAAGUCAAGCUAAAUGACCGAGAAGUGAGACAUUGUUGUUAAAAUGCUUGGUCUCUGAAAGAGUUACUAUAAUGGACUGAAGUGGAAAUCGCAUAAAGAAGAUUGUUCUCUUUUCAAUAUUUCUACUGGUCGAUUAGACGCCACGUCGCAAGUUGAAGGAAGUAUGGAAACCGAGUUGGGACAGCAGGUUACUGACAGCCAAAGCCUAGCCAUUCAUUUGUUUUGUUUUUUAAACUUGAAGACUAGUCGUAUGUCCACAAAAAGGUUUCACUUUGAUUUUAAAGGCCAGAUGUCCGAAAGUAGCAAAAGG
Molecule: messenger RNA, 2024 nt
Organism: Etheostoma spectabile (orangethroat darter)
Lineage: Eukaryota; Metazoa; Chordata; Actinopteri; Perciformes; Percidae
Gene: tmem175
Product: transmembrane protein 175
Exons: 10
Coding region: 124-1689 (521 amino acids)
Molecular function (GO): proton channel activity; potassium channel activity
Source: RefSeq, a predicted model, not a curated record